AUGGACCCGCUCGGUCUUUCCAUGUUUGUCGAUGAAGAGGUUGCGAGACAACAACCACAAGUCCCAACCUCAGACAUCGACUUCGACUUGGAUGGGUUUGAGGUCACGGAUCUGCCCCUCUCAGGAGAUCUAUUCGUUCCUUUCACCUUCGACGAAGCCUUCACUCUUGACGAAGCCAUCUCUCACUUUGAGAUGAACACUGAGAUGAACUCCAACACCAUGCCGAGCCGAGGACUUGUUCAAACCUGGGCAUUACCUGUUGAAACCGCUCGUUUGCCUGGGCUUUGUGGACCCAUGCCCCAAAGCGGCUUCGAUUAUUAUUAUAACACCCUGCCGCAACCCAUUUACGGCCACUCUGCUGAAGAUCCUCCACCACUGCAAGGAUCUGCUUUGCUCGAUAAAGCACCGCAAGGCCGGCCAUCCGCAAGACUCCCCACCAUCACGAUCUCGCAUACUUUCAGUAUACACGAGGGCGUCUUUGCGGGGCCGUCUUGUACGGGGCCCGUCGAUGUCGACAAGCCAACUCCUACGGCGACUCCUCGAUCACAGGACUUGCCGCUCACUAUCUUGCUUGAGGAUCCUGCCAACGGGAGAUUCCAUCGGGAUAAAAUGGUCCGCACUCAACGUGAGCGUGACGAACAGAAGAAGGGAAUGCGCAUUUUAAAAGCAAGUGGUGGAGCUUGCGUGGCAUGUAACAAGAGGAAAAAACGCUGUGGACCGGGUAAUCCCUGCCCACCCUGUACUCAGCGUGGAUGCGAGUGCAUUCGAACUGGCGCAGUCCGCAGCCCAGCCAAAACUACUGGUAGCAAGCUCCUGUUUUCUCCUCCUAGUGGACGCAUGGAUGACUCUCCCGAGCCUAUCACCACACCAUCAUCCCGACUGACCACCCCUCAUCCUAUGGCGGUGGGAUCGUCAGGACUCACAACCCCGUCAUCUUUGCCCAACAGUUCGCCUGCGCCUUCGGUUUUCUCAAGUUCCGGUUGGGGAGAUAGCGACACGACUCAGUAUCCUCCCUCAUCCAGUCCCUCCGAGUUUCCUGACGACACGACCGUGGAUCCCAGGUCGGAUGAAGGCCUAAUUUACUCACAUAUCGUCCCAUUCGAUGCGCAUUUCGAGGCGUUCACUUGCAACCCCAGAGAGUUUGGCAUGCGCCGCGUUGUCGGUGCUUAUGGUUAUUCCACUCAAACCCGGGCCAAGCCAGACACCUCAGGGUACUGGACUCCUUGA
Messenger RNA from Penicillium oxalicum, 1227 nucleotides. RefSeq lists its product as uncharacterized. The transcript has a single exon. Gene Ontology annotation, molecular function: zinc ion binding; DNA-binding transcription factor activity, RNA polymerase II-specific. Bases 1 to 1227 code for a protein of 408 amino acids. NCBI's taxonomy places the organism in Eukaryota, Fungi, Ascomycota, Eurotiomycetes, Eurotiales, Aspergillaceae. The record is from RefSeq and is a predicted model, not a curated record. Gene Ontology annotation, biological process: regulation of DNA-templated transcription.